This is a messenger RNA of Leishmania mexicana MHOM/GT/2001/U1103, 753 nucleotides long. RefSeq lists its product as hypothetical. The record is from RefSeq and is a predicted model, not a curated record. Lineage: Eukaryota; Euglenozoa; Kinetoplastea; Trypanosomatida; Trypanosomatidae. Bases 1 to 753 code for a protein of 250 amino acids. The transcript has a single exon.
AUGAACGCACUGGGUAGCCGCUGCCGCUCCGUGAUUGUGCUAGUGAACACCGCGCUCUACACGAGCCCGCUGCUGGAUGAGGGAUAUGGGUACCAUUGCGGCUGCGUAGUCGUCUCCUCAGACCUCGCACCACCAGCCAAGGACAUUGUCCGUCAUGCAGAACACUUCUGCGAAGAGAACAACAUCAGUUACCGAAUUGUAACGGUAUCUGAGAAGGCAACAGAGAUCAGCGAGAUGAUGAGGGCCUGCGCCAUCGCGGAAGAGUGGCUUACUUCUCCACUGACUCUUAUCGACUGUACUCCAGCGGUGGAGGAGGAGGUGCGUGUGGCCACCCUGCUGACGUGGCUUUAUGGGAUGCACCCGUCCGUGGCAUCCAAGGAAGGGAGCACGACAGAAGUUCCGUAUACGCUGGUGACUGUCCUGGACGCAGCGCGACAAGUGCCGUGCCCGCCACCUAUUACUGUAAGCUCCCCCGCGGGCGGUGAUACACUUGCGUGGCUACGACCGACGCCGAGUUACUACUCGGAGCUGAUGGAGUCUGUCGGUUCUUCAGCAGAUAGCUGCGUUGUGUUCCCGGUGCACAUGUACUCGCGCUACCCGGCUCUGCGCGACUGUGGGCUGCGGGGAAGGUGUACUGACGGCGGCGCGAAAGUCCCGGUGCCGCUGGCCGCGUGGCCAAACAAGUGCACCCUGAACGCACUGCUUCGGGAGCUGGCAUUCAAGGCGGGGCAGCUAGCCAAGUACGGCGCUUAG